AUGGAACUUCUAACCGCAGUACUACUUUUGGCUAUCGUCGGACUUUCCAGUCAGGCAAUUAAUUACUGCAACUCACAGCUGUGCCCGAAGGGCAUCUCCCACGUUGCUUGCAACGGUUUAUCAACGUUGGCACCCUCCUGCGGUGCAGGAUCGGAGGAAAUUAUAAUGGAUGAGGCGAAGAUAAAUUUAAUCGUAAGCUUACACAAUGAACUCCGCAACAAAGUCGCUACCGGAAAGCAAACCUAUGCUCGGGACAAGCUCUACCCGCAGGCUUCCCGGAUGGCUACCCUGCAAUGGUCUCCGGAAUUGGCUGCAAUUGCUGGUGCUAACACCAGACGAUGUGUGUAUGGCCAUGACCAAUGUCGCAACACCGAGCAAUUCAAGCAUGCCGGUCAAAACAUUGCCCAAAUAUCCCUGCAAGGAAAAUCGGUGCCGGAUGUGGUACUAAUUAAACAAUUGAUCAACAAUUGGUUCUCGGAAUAUUCGAAUGCUAAUCCUGAUAUUAUUGCACGGUAUACGAAUAAUAUUUCUGGUCCCGUUGGUCACUUCACACAGAUGGUUUCAGAUCGUACAACGCGAAUCGGUUGUGCUAUGGUUAGCUACAACCAGCAGCCUUGGGAAGCUAUACCGCUAGUAAUUGGCAUUUUCGCUGCAUGCAUCGUAAUGGUCAACGUGACGUACAUUAAAGCAGACGCUAAGCAGAUUCCAGGCCUGGAGUUUUUCAUCGGCAAGUCCCGCCUGGUUGUUCUGGAGAAGUUCCAGAAGAAGAAGAUCGACAAAUUUGUCAAGAAGUACAUGGUGUUGUAG
This is a messenger RNA of Sabethes cyaneus, 807 nucleotides long. RefSeq names its product antigen 5 like allergen Cul n 1-like. The record is from RefSeq and is a predicted model, not a curated record. The transcript is spliced from 5 exons. NCBI's taxonomy places the organism in Eukaryota, Metazoa, Arthropoda, Insecta, Diptera, Culicidae. The coding region runs from base 1 to 807 and encodes 268 amino acids.